Messenger RNA from Felis catus (domestic cat), 3711 nucleotides. RefSeq names its product zinc finger protein 33B-like. The coding region runs from base 463 to 3231 and encodes 922 amino acids. Lineage: Eukaryota; Metazoa; Chordata; Mammalia; Carnivora; Felidae. The transcript has 4 exons. Gene Ontology annotation, biological process: regulation of DNA-templated transcription. The record is from RefSeq and is a predicted model, not a curated record.
GUUAGUGUCCUAGAAGAAAGAAUAGGAUUAUGUAGACGAACAAAGACAUUUUCUUUUGGACUGUCGAUUUUCUGAUUUAUCUACGAUUUUCGUUCAUUGCUUUCAUGAUUUUGAUGAACUACCUUGCUUGAUGCCACCCUCGUCCCCUGGCUUUUUAUUUCCAGAGAAUCGCUGACGGUGUCAGAUACAUUUUUUUAUUUUAAAAAUUCUUUUAUUGCUUGAUGGAAUCUGUUUCCUAGUAUUUAAAAAAGUGAAGUCGACAAGCAGGUUCCUAUUCCUGACACUUGUGUGUCUAAAUUACACACUGGGUGCACACUGAUCUCAGAUGUAAUCUGCAACUUUUGGGGAGUCCCUGACGGGCUCUUCUGCUUGGGUAACUAUGUCAAGCACACCAACCUUCUCACGCUAGAUGAAGACACACUCUCAGCUAACCCUCAUCGCCGCCCGCGGAGUCUGCACGAAAUGGUAGCUCUGGCUGUCAGCGCUGACUGCUCCCACUGUCCGGUUCUGCGAGUGCCUGGUUUCGCAGGUGCCUGGUUCUACGCAUCCCUGGUACCGCCUUCUGCCUCUGUGCGCUUCCGCCCCGUUUUUUCUUCCUUCCGGUUUCUUCUCGCGUUAAGAGCCGCUUCCGGAGUCGCUGGGUCUCUGACCUUUACUGGGAUUGAACAGAAAUCCCAGGGAUCAGUAUCAUUUAAGGAUGUGACCGUGGGCUUCACCCAGGAGGAGUGGCAGUGCUUGGACUCAAGUCAGAGGUCCCUGUACAGGGACGUGAUGCUGGAGAACUACAGCCACCUUGUCUCAGUGGGGUCCUGUGCUACCAAACCAGAGGUGAUCUUCAGGCUGGAGCAAGGAGAGGAGCCAUGGAUAUCGGAGGAAGAAUUCCCAAGCCAGAGCCUCCCAGAAGUCUGGGAAACUGAUCACAAGAAAGGAAGGAGCCGAGAAAACCAGCAUAAACCUGUGAGGGAAGUUGCAUUCAUCAGUAAGAAAACGCCGACCAAGGAACGAGGUAAUGUAAUAGGAAAGCCAUUUAACCUGGACACAAAUUCGUUUCCUUCCAGAGAAAGCCUCUGUCAGUGUGACUCAUAUGGAGUGAGUUUCAGCUGUAUUUCUGAAUUGUGUAUCAAUAAGAAAAGACGUUUGGGAAAAAAGACUGGUGAAUUUAGUGCCUAUGGAAAAUUGCUACUCAGUAUUAAACACGAGAAAACUCCUACUAGCGAGACAAGUGAAUUUUUUAAACAUGGAGAAACUUUCAGUCAGGUUGAGGACUCUGUUGAUAGUGAGAAGAUUCAAAGUGCAGAGCAAAAUUUUGAAUAUUACAUGUAUCAAGAAACCUUCCCCGAAAAGGCAACAUUGAGUACGUACAAGAGAGAGAUCACUGAAGAGAAUCACUCUGAAUGUAUUGAAUAUGGGAGAACCUUCUUUCCUAACUCCUCUUUCCUGUUACAUCACAUGAAUGCCUCCGAAGAGAAUCACUGUGGACUGCGUGGUUGUGGGAAAUCGUUAUGUGUUACGUCUACCCUUUUGAAACCUCAUGGGGCACGUAUGAAACCCUCGGAGUGUAGUGAGAGUGGGGAUCAUUUCCGGGGGGAUUUAUGCCUUCCACAACUUCAAACAAAUCAUAAAGGAGAGAAACACUUUGAAUGCAAUGAAUGUGGGAAAGCGUUUUGGCAUAAGUCCCACCUCACUCGACAUCAGAGGAUACACACGGGAGAGAAACGCUUUCAGUGUGAUGAAUGUGGAAAAACUUUCUGGGAGAAGUCAGACCUCACGAAACAUCAGAGAUCACACACGGGGGAGAAGCCCUAUGUGUGCAACGAAUGUGGUAAAGCCUUCAGCCACAAGUCAGCCCUCACGAUACACCAGAGAAUACAUACAGGGGAGAAACCCUAUCAGUGUAGCACAUGUGGGAAAACUUUUUACCAGAAGACAGACCUCACCAAACACCAAAGAACACACUUAGGGCUGAAACCCUAUGAAUGCUCUGAAUGUGGGAAAUCCUUUUGGAUCAAUUCACACCUUAUCCUGCAUCAGAGAACUCAUACAGGGGAGAAACCAUUUGAAUGUCCUGACUGUGGGAAAUCUUUCUGUCGGAAGGCAUAUCUUACACAACAUCAGAAAACCCACAUAAAGGAUAAGCCCUACAAAUGUAAUGCAUGCGGGAAAAGUUUCUACCACAAGUCAGUACUCACCAGGCAUCAGAAAAUUCAUACAGAGUUAAAACCUUAUGAAUGUUGUGAAUAUGGGAAAAUGUGUUUGAAGUCUGACCACAUGGUGCAUCAGAGAAUUCACACAGGGGAGAAACCCUUUGUGUGUCCUGAAUGUGGGAAAUCCUUCAGCCGUAAAUCUACCCUCUCUCAACAUCACAGGACACAUACAGGGGAGAAACCGUUCGAGUGUCAUGAAUGUGGAAAAAUCUUCUAUAAUAAAUCGUCCCUAAGUAAACAUAGUAGGAUACACACAGGGGAGAAACCCUACGUAUGUAAUGAAUGUGGGAAAACUUUCUGCCAGAAGUCUCAGCUCACUUAUCACCAGAGAAUCCACAUAGGUGACAAACCUUACGAGUGUAACCAAUGUGGAAAGGCUUUCUGUUAUAAGUCAGCUCUAAUUGUGCACCAGAGAACUCAUACAAAAGAAAAGCCCUAUAAAUGUAAUGAAUGUGGGAAGUCUUUCUGUGUCAAGUCAGGACUUACUUUACAUCAGAGAAAACACACAGGGGAGAAACCCUUCGAAUGUAAUGAAUGUGGAAAAUCUUUUGUCCAGAAGUCUAGGCUCACCCAGCACCAGAGAACGCACAUAGGAGAGCAACCCUAUGAAUGUAAUGAAUGUCGAAGGGCUUUCUGUGAUAAAUCAGCUCUAAGUGUGCACCAGAGAACUCAUACAGAAGAAAAACCCUAUAAAUGUAAUGAAUGUGGGAAAUCUUUCUAUUUGAAGUCAGGACUUCUUAUACAUCAGAGAAAACACACAGGGGAAAAACCCUACAAAUGUAACCAAUGUGGGAAAUCCUUCAUUCAUAGAUCUUCUCUCACAGUGCAUUAUAGGGUUCACACAGGGGAGAAAUCUUGUCAGUGUAAUGAAUGUGGGAAAAUUUUUUACCGUAAAUCAAACCUUGUUAACCAUCAGAGGUCACACACAGGCGAAAAGCCCUAUGAAUGUAACACAUGUGGAAAACCCUUCUCUCAGAAGUCAAACCUCAUUGUACAUCAGAGAACACACACGCAAGAAAAACCUUAGGAUUGCAGUGGGUCUUAGGAAUGUUGAGGUGUGGUUCAGCAGUCGCUCCGCUUCAGAGAACUCACGUUGUAGAGGAAGCAAUGUUGAUGUCCUGAAUGUUGAAUAACUUUCGUCCACAAACUGGCCUUAUUUUACCCCGAAGUAGACUGCAACACAUAAAGGACAGUCUUGUUAAGGAACAUUCUUUUGAAUGUCCCUAGCAAAUGCGGGCAUAGAACCUUGAAGAUGUUUUGAUUUUGUAAGAUUUGUUUUUAGCUAAAAUACAAAGUAGGUUAUGUUAAUUUCUAUUAAGGAGAAAUCUUUCAAUUUGAGACAAAGAGCUUGAAGAUUGUCUUUAGAGGUAGUAUAAUAUUGGAAGUUGUGUUUUGGUUUUGAUGCCUUAUUACUUUAGGCAACAUAAGAAGUUGUAAUUUUUAGAGGAAUAUUGUGCAGUGUACAACAAAAAAAUGUAAAAUGAAACAAUAAACUGAAAACAAGUAA